Molecule: messenger RNA, 2193 nt
Organism: Kalmanozyma brasiliensis GHG001
Lineage: Eukaryota; Fungi; Basidiomycota; Ustilaginomycetes; Ustilaginales
Product: Major facilitator superfamily
Exons: 2
Coding region: 1-2193 (730 amino acids)
Biological process (GO): transmembrane transport
Molecular function (GO): transmembrane transporter activity
Source: RefSeq, a predicted model, not a curated record
AUGACGUCCAGCAGUAGGAGUAGCAGUCAGCAUCGUCCGCACCAGCCGCCUUCGUAUUGGGGUGCGGAACAACAACCCCUCACACUCCAGGCACCAUCAGCCUCUCGACCACAAUCCCGCAACAACUCUUCCCACUCUCUACAUGCAUCGUCCUCGUCGACAUCGCAUACCCGCUUAGGAUCAAGCGGUCUUCCUUCGGCAACGAGCUCCAGUGACGCCGACAAGAAGCAGUUUCCCGCCUCAUCCUCAGCUUCCGCAUCUCUUCAUUCUUCCAAUGAUCACGAGGAGCACGGCGACUUGCCAGGCCCCCUUCCCACCACGCACACUCUCCAGCCGCUCUCGUCUCGCCUCUCAAGAGCAGACUCGCGAUCCAAAGCGCAGCGAUCCGACGCCGUCAAUUCGCAGCAACCCAACACUGGCCGUCCACGUUCCGCAUCGAAUCGCUCUGUAUCUUAUCUAGAUGCCAUCAAGAAACCCUCCGACCUGCAUCGCGCUUCCUCGCGCGUAUCCUCCAUACACCGAUGUGAAGAUCCUCCGUUCCCAGCCUCCGCUCUUGGGCUGACGCUCACGAAGUCGGAAGAUCCAGACGCCAUCUACAUAGACUGGCCCGCGGAUGACCCCGAGAACCCUUUCAACUGGCCUACAUUACGCAAGUGGAUUCUCGUCUCGGUCUGCUUCCUCUUCACCGCCUGCACCGCUUUCAACGGUUGCGGUUACCCUUCUGCUUCGUAUCAGGCCUCGGUCGACUUGCAAACAACGCAACUGGUCUAUCUCGUAGGUAACGCAGUCUUUCUCUUUGCUGUGGCCAUCACGCCGCUCAUGCUGGCUCCUCUCAGUGAAGUUUACGGUCGAAGCCCUAUCUACCUCACUGCCGUCGGCUUCUUCACGGUGCUUUACAUCCCACAAGCCCUGGCCAAGAACAUCACCACCAUCAUUGUCGUCCGAUGGUUCCAGGGCAUGGCCGCGUCGGUCGGAAACUCCUUGGUCGCAGGUAGCGUCUCUGACCUGUUCCACGCCAACGAGCGCGGCUUUCCCAUGUCGCUCUACUCGAUCUCGGUCUACGUCGCGCAGGGAGUCUCGCCCUUCCUCUCGUCGAUGACAGUCAACCGUGCGAGCUGGCGCAUUAUGUUCUGGUGGCAGGGUGGUCUCGCUCUCCUCACCUACGCACUUAUGUACCUCGUGCUUAAAGAGACCCGUGGACCCGUCCUCCUCUCGCGACGUGCCAAGAAGCUCACUGCCGAGACGGGCCGCCUGCACAAGUGCCGCGCCGACGACGAACGCCAAUCCUUCCUCAUCAUGGUCCGCGUCUCGCUCUUCCGUCCCAUGCAAUACCUCGUCCUGGAGCCUGUGGUGCUCAGCUUCACGCUGUGGAUCGGCUUCCUCUGGGGCGUGCUGUUCAUUUCGCUCGAAGCGGUGCCAAUCGUUUUCUCCGGCUAUGGAUGGAAUUCCGAACAGCAACACAUGGCCCUGCUGACCAUCGCGGUCGGCGGUUUCAUUGGCUACUUUGCCAAUAUCCAUCAGGAGAAGCUGUACGCACGCAAGGCGAGAAAGUGCGGUGGAAAGCCACCUCCGGAGGCCAGGCUGUACUAUGCCGCUGCUGGUGGAAUUCUCGCCCCUAUCGGCCUGUUCAUUUUCGCCUGGACGGGCAGGCAGGGAAUUUCACCCGUCGCGCCGCUCAUCGGCCUCGUCGUCACUUUUGCCUCGCUUUUCCCCAUCUACCUAGCCCAAUCGUUCCUGCGUAACACGUUUGCGGCGUUCUUCCCGCUCUUCUCGCAGACCAUGUACGUGCAAUUGACGCCCAAGUACGCCUCGACGCUGCUGGCGUGCAUCGCGGCGUUGUUGGGCGUGGUGCCGUUCGUGCUGCUCAAGUACGGCCAUCGGAUCCGCAAGCAUAGUCGGGCGGCGAUGGCGUUGGAGAGGGAGGAGCAGGAGGCGGCCGAGUUCCUGGCACAUGAAGGUGAGAAGCAGAGGAGGAGCGAGGCGAGACGCGCAGCUCGCGCUGCGAGGAUCGCUGCUGCCAACGGACAGGGUGGACUGGUGGAUGAGGAGAAGAUCGUCGAUCGCGAGGAGAGGAAGGAGGACGGUGACACGAGUAGUGACGGAAGCGAUACCCCGGCCGUAGAGCCAAAGGGAAGAAGGGACUGCGACGACUGCAACAACUUCAAACGCAUGCCUCCCACCAGCAUCUUGUAG